This is a messenger RNA of Diaporthe batatas, 1575 nucleotides long. RefSeq lists its product as uncharacterized. Bases 1 to 1575 code for a protein of 524 amino acids. NCBI's taxonomy places the organism in Eukaryota, Fungi, Ascomycota, Sordariomycetes, Diaporthales, Diaporthaceae. The transcript has 4 exons. The record is from RefSeq and is a predicted model, not a curated record.
AUGGAUGAACCUGUAUUCAAUGCUGUCCGACAGGCCCUCCCACAGACCGCAGUUGCCGUCUACGCGACCCUCGCGCAGACGGGCGUCCCCACCGAGGACAUCCUCGCGUCUACCGUGUUCAACUACCGUAUGGGCGCAUCUCGGACCUCUCCUAUGCAGGGGGUGGAUGUAAAGUUCCUGGAAUACUCGGACGCCAAGAGCCCCUUCGAUCUUGUCAUAUCCGUUGACGAGUUCGACGACGGCACGGGGAUGCUGACCUUUUCGCUGCAGGACUACCUAGGCCGUUGCAGCCGGCACCGGACCGGAAACAGAGGCCCGUCUCCUGCGGCUGGCACAUUGUCCAAGAUAAUCGACGGCCGGGUCAAGAAGCAUGCCGAGGACCUCGCCGUCAAAGAUAUCGGGGGCCGUACACUAACCUACCUGCAGCUGUCAAAAAAGGCCAGUGCCACUUCCGCUCGACUGUCCGAGGCCUCGGUAACGUGCGCAGUCCCCGUCUGCGUGUUGCUUGAACCGGGCGUGGUCAUGAUAUCCACCAUCCCGGGGAUACUUGGCUGCGGCGCCGCCUACGUACGUACGGAUGAGACGCUAGCCGAGAUCCUGCAAGAGUUGGGCUCGCCCAUACUGAUACACAAUGCUGCGACCGCCGAACGGGCCAGACACCUGCAGAACCGGCGCCCCGUGCUUGCCCAGCGCGUGACACCUAUCCCCUUGGACGAGCCGCGUGCAACCGGGCCACUGUCCGCUCCGGAGGGUGUCGCGAUGAUCCUGUAUACCAGCGGCUCGACGAGCAAGCCCAAGGGGAUCCCGCUCACCCAUGCCAACAUCCGCACUCCCAUCCUCGGCGUUUCGGAGAGGUGGUCCCGCUGGGCCGCGAGGUUGUGCUGCAGCAGAGCGGGCAGGGCUUUUACGCAGCCGUCUUCCAGAUCGUCAUCGCCCUCGCCAACGGUGGUGUGGUCGUCAUGGGCCAUGCCGUUGCCGGGGCCUUCUCUCGUCGGCGGCGAGGCCGACGAGCAGCUGACGGAGUGCGAGGCACGCCUGAAGGAUGUGUGCAGAAGCGGCGUAGGACUCGGAGAGGCGGUAUCAACCUCCAACCCCAUCCGCCGCCAUUCUGAUUUCUUCUCCAUCGGUGGCCAUUUGUUGCUUCUGUUGCCCCUCAAGUCUGAAAUUCACCGUGUCUUUGGGGUCGACGUAACGCUGCCGGGGCUGUUCCAAACCAGCACGUUGGAGCUGAUGGCCGCGCGUUUCUCGGGGCCUUCGGAUUCGAAGCUCGUCCGCAUCGACUGGGACAAGGAGACAGACAGACUUGGACGACGAGAAUCAAGUCAGCAGCCCGAGGGAAUAGCUGUGCUCCUCACCGGAGCAACCGGUUUCCUGGGGACCGCGAUCCUCGGCCAGCUGGUUGCCAUGCCCCUGGUCGCCCAUGUCCACUGCUGCAUGCGGCUCGGCGACACACUGCAGACGCCCGAUGGGACAUUGACCCCGCCGAAACCUUGGGUCGCUACAGCCUCAGCAGCUGCAGUCGGCUACAUGCAUUUCGUACCCGUUUGCGACUUCAAGAACAAGUCACUUACCUGA